CAAGGUUUAUUGUUAGCUUAACUCCUCUGAGGGCUGGAGUGGAAGGCGGUGGGGUUUUCUUUCUUACCCUGUUUCAGGCCCGUGUUUCCGCAGGUGCAGUAAUGAUGACCUUACAUCGGGACCUGAGACGGUUUAUUAACGGCCGACUAACUGCUGCCGCCGAAGAAAUAUUCCUGGAGUUUGAAAAAACGAUCGUCCAGUACGAGGAAGUGAUCGACCGUCAGCGCAGACUGCUGGAGAUCACCUGGAAGCCUCAGAUAAAGCUGCACAGAAUAGGCCUCCCACAGCACCAUGACUCCAACAGGGAGAAACUUCCUACAGAGCAGGAGAAGCUCUCCAGCCUGGAGCAGGAGUCACAACAUGAUCGUAAUAAGGACGAGGCUCCUUCUGAACAGGAGACCUCCAGCCUGAAGCUGGAUCCUCCUCAGCAACAUGACUGUAAUAAGGAACGGGUUCUUCCUGAGCAGGAGGGGAACUCCAGGCUGGAGCAGGAACCUCUGCAGGUUAAAGAGGAACUGGAAGAACUCCACACCAGCCGGGUGGAAGCAGCGCCUCUGCAGAUUAAAGAGGAGCAGGAGGAGCUCUGCACCGCCUACCAGGCAGAGCACCUUAUAGUGAAGGAGGAGGACGAUACCUUAAUGGUGACUCUUACUUACGGGGAAAGUGACAGUGAAACAGAGCCAAUCAGCGAGCAGCUCCUGUCUCACAGCCCGCCUGCAGCCGAGAGCCGAGAUCAGGAAGGGAGCACGAACGCAGGAUCGGGCGCAGACGCAGAGCCAAAGCCAACGAAGAGACUCGCUAAAAGCAGAAGUGACAGUGCAGAGCGCGCUCCCAUGUCAGAGAGUCAGGGUAAUACGGACGCAGGUAAAAAGCCUUUGAAAUGUUACGUUUGUGAGAAAGUUUUUAAGGAUAAGUCCCAAAUAAAAAGACACGUCAGGAUCCACACGGGCGAGAAGCCGUUCGCGUGCAGCACCUGCGGGAAGAAGUUCUAUCAGAUAUACUUACUGAAAUAUCACGAAAGGACUCACACGGGCGAGAAGCCGUACUCCUGCAAAAUAUGUGCGAAAAAGUUCAGGUGUAGCGACAGUCUGUUGGUCCACAUGAGAAUCCACACGGGCGAGAAGCCGUACGGGUGUAAAACGUGCGGGAAGAGAUUCAUCUGCACGUCAAACCUGAAGAGCCACACGAGGAUCCACACGGGCGAGAGGCCGCAUUCCUGCAAAACCUGCGGGAAGAGCUUCACUCAGAGGGGCAGCCUGACCGUCCACAUGAGGACGCACACGGGCGAGAAGCUGUACUCCUGCAAAGCGUGCGGGAAGCGUUUCUGUCAGAGCGGGACGCUGCUGAUCCACAUGAGGACGCACACGGGCGAGAAGCGCUACUCUUGUAAAAUUUGUGAGAAGAACUUUACUCAGAGCAGUCAUUUGUUGCGCCACACAAGGACUCACACAGACGAGAAAAUAAACAUGCAGAUCCAAUCCCUGCGGUCACUGGUGUUUUUUAACCCACGAGCAGCCAGUUUGGAGCAGACGCUGUCUUUGAGGUUUGAUUUCUACCUCCGACCGCGACACCUCUCCGAGGAUGAGGAGGUUCUCGUGAACCAGGAGAGGGACUCCAGCCUGAACCAGGAGGAACCAGCAGCUCGACGGAUCAAAGAGGAGGAGGAGGAGCUCAGCAUCAGUCAGGAGGGAGAGCUGCUCGUUCUGGACGAGGACGGCGACACCAUCAUGGUGACCGUUACGUACGGGGAAAGUGACGACAGCGACCCAGAACCGGAGCGGGAGCAGCUCCCCUCUCACAGCUCUCCCGUGGCCGAGAGCCGACGUCAGGACAGAGGCAACCACGUGGACUCGGGAUCGGCUGUGCAAGCGAUGUACAACAACGUGGACAACGGCCUGAUAUUUAGCAGCCCUGUUUACAUGCAAGGCUUUAGGAAUGAACCUCUGAUGAUGCAACAAGACAUAAGCGACCCGGACGAGAAGCCGUAUCCCUGCAAAAUAUGCGGGAAACACUUUCGUAAACGCUUUAAUCUGGAGAUCCACAUGAGGGCUCACACGGGCGAGAAGCCGUUCUCGUGUAACGUGUGCGGGAAAGGUUUCACUCGGAAGGACAGCGUGAUCCUGCACAUGAGGACCCACACGGGCGAGAGGCCGUUUAUCUGCGGCUUCUGCGGGAGGCGGUUCGGUCGGAAGGAUAAUUUGGCGUCCCACAUGAGGAUCCACACCGGCGAGAGACCUCAUUCCUGUAAAAUUUGCGGCAAAAGUUUCUGCCAAAGUAACGACUUGUUGCGCCACACGAGGACUCACGCCGCCGAGAAGCCCGUUCCCUGCGACAUAUGCGGGAAAAGAUUUCGGGACGCCUCGACGAUGAAUUUUCACAAAAAGAGGCACAACCUGCAUGAAGACACGCCCAGAAACACGCCCUGCAUGGCUGAGCUGCCAGCAUCUCAAACGUCUAAGCAGAUCGGCUGUGAUCGAGUCCGGCUGUCCAACAGACUCCUGUCUGUAGAGGGCAGCACGACAUUUCACAGUCCGCAAGCUGCUGGAAAUUCAUCAGACGAAGAAGAAACAACGAUGCCUUCAGUUCAGUAUCUGAGAGAGUUCAUCAACGAGCGACUAACUGCUGCUGCUGAACAAAUAUUCUUGGAGUUUGAAAAAACGAUCGUCCAGUACGAGGAAGAGAUCGACCGUCAGCGCAGACUGCUGGAUAUCACCUGGAAACCCCAAAUCAAGCUGCACAGGACAGACGACCCACAGCAACAUGUCAGCAGGGAGGAGGAGGUUCUCCCCGAGCAGCAGCUCUGUGGCCAAGAGGGUCCAGAACCUCCACAGAUUAAAAAGGAACAGGAGGGAGAGCAGCAUGUAGUGAAGGAGGAGAGUGUAGACGUCAUCAUCUGGAACGAGAGCAGUCCUCAGCAGGAACACGAGGACGUCACCUGCAGCCCACAGAUGAAGACACAAAGGACAGGCUUGGGAUCAUUGGGAAGCACAGACAGGCCUGUGUCUCCUCCUGGUCUCAAACCUGUGAUCUCUUGGAACCAGGAGAGGAGCUCCAGUGUGGACCAGGAGGAACCAGAAGCUCCACAGAUUAAAGAGGAACAGGAGGAGUUCUGUCAGGAGGUGAGCCAGGAGACUGAGACCUUCAUGGUGGAAGAAAGUGAGAAAGGAAGCAAGAAUGCUGACUCAGGAUUAACUGUGAGUUUCGGUUUAAAGCCAAAAAUGAGAAAUCGCAGACGUCUCGGUGCAGACGACGCUCCGAGCCAGCGUCGCUCUGACACGGCCAGCAAAUCUGUAACAUGUGACGUUUGUGGAAAAGGCUUCAAGUACAGAUCCCGGAUGCAAAGACAUCAGAGAAUCCACACAGGCGAGAAGCCGUAUCCCUGUGAGAUGUGUGGGAAAGGUUUUUCUCAGAAGGAUGCUCUGACUGUGCACAUGAGAACACACACAGGUGAUAAGCCCUAUGUUUGUAACACCUGUGGGAAAAGAUGCUUGACCUCAUCGACCCUUACCCGGCACGCCGCGGUCCACACGUGCCAGAAGCCCUAUUCCUGCAAAACGUGUGGGAAAGGUUUUGCUCAAAAGUCCAUUUUGCUGGUCCACACGAGAGUGCACACCGGCGAGAAGCCCUAUCUGUGCAACAUCUGUGGGAAGAGAUUUUUUAAAUUGUCAACGUUUAACAUGCACAUGUUUAUCCACGCAGAUGAAAAGCCGUAUUCUUGCCAAACAUGUGGGAAAGGUUUUAAUCGAAGAACUGAUUUGUACGUCCACAGCAGAAUUCACAGAGGUGAGAAACCGUUUUGUUGCCCAACGUGUGGCAAGUCUUUCAAUCGGCGCAGUAAUUUAUUAUCCCACACAAAAAUCCACACGAGUGAGAAGCCCUAUUCCUGCGAAACGUGCGGGAAGUCUUUCAAUCGAGGCAGUAAUCUGUUACGCCACAUGAGGUCUCACACAGGGGAGAAGCCUUAUGUUUGUAAGAGCUGUGGGACCAGGUUCGCUGACUCGUCGUCACUUAAAAGGCACAGAGGAGGAGCUGCUGAAUGUGGAAGAAAAAGUCCGACGAACCUUUUCACCCUUACAUUCGUCGCUGUGGCUCACGUGCUCCUGAACUUUAGCGCGGACCGAGCCGGAGCACGGUGUAGUAUUCCCCCGCUCAGUACUCGGGUUACUGCAGUAGUCAUGUGUACUCUUGAGUAUCUGAAGGACUUUAUCCAGCGGAGGCUGACGGCAGCCGCGGAGGAAAUCUUCAGCGAGGUGGAGAAAACCUUCGUGCAGUACGAGGAGGAGCUCGACCGUCACCGGCAGCUGCAGCGGAAGCUGCUCCUCACAGAUGUCCCACAGCAGCCUGUAGGUAAGGAGGAGGAGGUUCUCCCUGAGCAGCAGCUCUGGAACCAGGAGAGGAGCUCCAGUGUGGAGCAGGAGGAACCAGAAGCUCCACAGAUUAAAGAGGAAGAGGAGGAACUGUGCAGCAGUCAGGAGCGAGAGCAGCUGGGACUGAAGGAGGAGACGGAUACCUUCAUGGUGACUGUUGCUGAGGAAGGAGAGCACAGUGAACCAGACAUGGAGCAGCUCUUCUCUCGGGGGCCUGAUGCCUUCAUGGUGACUGCCACAUAUGAGGAAAGUGAGGAAGGAAGGAAGCAGUUUUGUUGCCCAACGUGCGGCAAGUCUUUCAAUCGGCGCAGUAAUUUAUUAUCCCACACAAAAAUCCACACGAGUGAGAAGCCCUAUUCCUGCGAAACGUGCGGGAAGUCUUUCAAUCGAGGCAGUAAUCUGUUACGCCACAUGAGGUCUCACACAGGGGAGAAGCCUUAUGUUUGCAAGAGCUGUGGGACCAGGUUCUCUGAGUUCUCAUCACUUAAAAGGCACAAAGCACAUUUUGCACAGAGCUGCAAUAUGUGGAAGAAAAGUUACAGCAUGUCCUUAAAAUCCACGUGAGAACCACGCA
This is a messenger RNA of Maylandia zebra (zebra mbuna), 4941 nucleotides long. NCBI's taxonomy places the organism in Eukaryota, Metazoa, Chordata, Actinopteri, Cichliformes, Cichlidae. The record is from RefSeq and is a predicted model, not a curated record.